Messenger RNA from Sipha flava (yellow sugarcane aphid), 1874 nucleotides. RefSeq lists its product as uncharacterized. Lineage: Eukaryota; Metazoa; Arthropoda; Insecta; Hemiptera; Aphididae. Gene Ontology annotation, cellular component: nucleus. The record is from RefSeq and is a predicted model, not a curated record. Gene Ontology annotation, biological process: 7-methylguanosine cap hypermethylation; 7-methylguanosine RNA capping. Gene Ontology annotation, molecular function: RNA cap trimethylguanosine synthase activity. The annotation marks the transcript as partial. The transcript has 10 exons.
AUCGCCGUUGCAGUUCUGAUCCGAUCUCGGUUAGGUCUCUCGGUCUGGUGUUCUGUGUCAUCUGCGGGUGGCCAAAGAUUUGGACCGCGAUGACGCAGGACGACUAUACUCGCCGUGGUUUCGCGCAUCAAAGAUGCCUUGCUGGAGCACUGCGAUGGGGACGGCGAGACGGUGGACGGAUCUGUUCCGAUCGUGUUCACUGACCCGCGGCCGCAGCCGACACCGGCACGCAGACGGACGAAAUGUCUGCCACCGCCACCACCGGAGAUUCAGUCGACCGCACUCGAGUGGCCACUCGUGACGUCGCGUGCAGCCAUUUCGAGGUAUCGUACGCGAACGGAUGCGCCCAGCUGAGCCCGGCCACUAGCGAUGUCGCGUCCGGUGAUGAGACCGUUUACGUGGACGGAUCCGCUCAAGUCGGCGUGGCGAUAUGCCACGUCGCGUCAGGCGUCGACGUCGAGUACGUAAACGGACGUUCCGCACGGACAUGUAAUGUGGUGGUGCAAAAUAGGGCGCGCACGAUGGCCUAAGAAAUGGUCCAACUGGCACCGACGGCCGAUAGUACGUCUGGCCCCGGCACGGAACUCGGCCCGUCAAAAGCUGACACCCAAGAGUGUACGUUAAACCGAACUUAUAAAUAUUGGAAACUGCGGUUCUCACUAUUUUCGAAGUUUGACGAGGAAGUUAUGCUCGAUGAGGCCAGUAUGUACUCCGUUUGCCCAGAAGUACUGGCACAACAUAUUGCCAAGAGGUGUACUUCAUUCGGUACGGUCUUGGACCCGUUUUGUGGUACCGGGGUUAAUGUAAUACAGCUGGCAUUAACUUGUGACCAUAGUAAGCUUGUUCAUACUACGAUUGAACAUAAUCGCCUUGGAUCCAAAAUUGACUUGGAUUCAAAGAAAAUAGCUUUGGCCAAAAAAAACGCAGAGGUUUAUGGAGUGGCCCACCGGAUAGAUUUUAAGGGGGGCAAUUCUUUCUUGGUAGCCGCUAACCUCAAGGUGGAUGCCGUUGUCGCCUCCCCGCCGUGGGGCGGUUCCGGGUACGAAAGGCGAGCAAAGUUUGACGCCAGAGACCUUUGUGGACGUGAAACUGAUGGAAUGGCAGCUUUUAUUCGGAUGGCACGUGCGGUUGCACCCAAGGUGGUUCUGCACGUACCGAAGAAUAUAGAUAAAUCCCAAUAUUUGCAGAUGGCAAUGGACGAGGGGUUCAGUCGAAUACAGUACGAAAGUGUAUGGAUUGACAAAAAACCGAACUGUAUGAACCUCUAUCUUACAAGAAACGACACAAACGCACGAGGAAUACCAGUUCAAACUUCAAAAUUGGUGCAACCGGAUAAUCCAUCGUCAAAUAAACAACAAAUCGAGCGUCUGCGUACAGAGGACAAGUUCAUGUACAAAUCGUAUUUAAAUAAGAUUAUUUUCGUCCUACCAAAAUACGAAAAUUACAAGAACUCAUCUAUUUGUACUUUUACAUAUUUUCAAUUUUUUCCACACAAAAUAUUCGCUGAAAAAUACUUUUUUUUUUUUGGUGGAUUGGAUCAUCAAGCAGUAGUGGGCUUUGUCGUGAAUGACAAACUCCUACCUAACGUAAAACGCUUUGAAGUAAUUAACGACAGAAUAUGCUAUCUGGAAUUAGAAUUUAAAAGAUACAACUUAGUCAUAAUCAAUGGUUACGCACCUAUUGAGGACAAAAAUGAGGAUAUUAAGAAUGAAUUCUAUGAAAAACUGGAUACUAUAUGUGACCUACUACCAAACAACAAAGUUAAAAUAAUACUUGGAGAUUAUAAUGCUAAGAUAGGUCAAGAAUCCUUCUUUAGUCCGACAAUAGGAAAAAAUAUCUUACAUACAAACUCAAAUGACAAUGGUUCAAGACUG